This is a messenger RNA of Coccidioides immitis RS, 1941 nucleotides long. RefSeq lists its product as uncharacterized. Gene Ontology annotation, biological process: regulation of DNA-templated transcription. The record is from RefSeq and is a predicted model, not a curated record. The transcript has a single exon. Gene Ontology annotation, molecular function: DNA-binding transcription factor activity, RNA polymerase II-specific; DNA binding. The coding region runs from base 1 to 1941 and encodes 646 amino acids. NCBI's taxonomy places the organism in Eukaryota, Fungi, Ascomycota, Eurotiomycetes, Onygenales, Onygenaceae.
AUGUCCAAUGAAUCACAGCAGCAUAUUCCCAAGCGCACGGGCCUCGACGUGCUCUCGGGCGCCGAAUUUACCGAAAUCCAGGAGUCGAUGGGUAAUAUGAAUCCAUCCGACUCCAUGUCCUUUGACCUUAACUCCAUCUUCCCAUAUUCCGAGGCAUCGUCAACGCACAGUACGGAGGCGAUUCUGUACGACACGGACCAAUCCGUCCAUCAGCAUGUCUUCUCCAAUCCUACCAUAGGUUAUGAACAGCCUCAGGAGCCCGAGUCAAUAGGCAAAUUGUCAAACUGGUCUAAGGAUGCGGUGGAAGUUCUAAAGAAAUGGCUUAAACAGAACUGCCGCCAUCCUUAUCCGACAAAGCAGGAAAAAGCGGAGUUGGCUGAGCAAACCGAGCUGACUGUCACUCAAGUGUCAACCUGGUUUGCAAACGCUCGCAGACGGGGUAGACAUGCGUCUGCAGACCGGUGCCUGACGUCCACGUCUCUCAGCUGCCCCGAUAAACCCCGCAAAGUUUCGGACGAGCAAUGGCCGUCUUUCAGUCCACUUGACCGAUGGAGAAACUCGCCUCCAGAAGUCGAAGCUGCAUCCUUAGAAGCUAUUAGGAGUGCAGUGGCUCGCAGUGGAACGAGCUACCUGCCCACCGGAGACUUACAGCACCAAUCACCGCCGGAGGAUAAUGAUGCUCGAUCCCUGGUAUCUUCCAAAGCGUCCGGAUCAGCUGUAUCAAGUAGCUCCAGAUCAUCCGCCUACAGCUUCGACUCUAACCAUUCUCAUGGAUCUUUCGGUCGCUUUUACCUGGAGAAAGUCCCUCGGCGCCGUCAUAGACGGCAAACAAGACCUGCUUCUACCCUACCUACGCCCUCAACAAAAAGGUCAGUGGGCAAAAGACCGUAUCAAUGUACGUUCUGUACGGACACAUUUCGCACGAAGCAUGACUGGACGCGGCAUGAAAAUACAUUGCACUUAUCCCUGGAGACCUUCACCUGUGCCCCGUUCGGUUCGACCUACAACGAUCCGUCAGGCGGUACCAGGAUGUGUACCUUCUGUGACUGCCCCCAACCAUCGGAAAGCCAUAUCGAGUCCCAUCGGUUUAGCCUAUGCCAGCAGAAACCUGUCGCGUUGCGAACGUUUUACCGCAAGGACCAUUUGGUCCAGCAUUUGCGCCUGGUGCAUGGCGUCAACAAUCUUAUACCGUCGAUGGACACCUGGAAGUCCCAAGUGACAAAUAUCAAUUCGCGAUGCGGGUUCUGCGGCGAAACAUUCACGUUAUGGUCUGAAAGAAAUGACCAUAUUGCCCGGCACUUCCGGAAAGGGGCACUAAUGAAGGACUGGCGAGGCUGUCGAGGCCUCGAUCCAUCUGUGGCUUUAGCAGUGGGAAAUGCGAUGCCGCCUUAUUUGAUUGGUAUUGAGUGCACCGGGAUAGAGCCCUUCAGCGCUUCUUGGUUAGCUGCCAAAGACGCUCGGGGAGCAGAACCAACGGACCAGCGCACAUCAACGGCAUCCAAGCCAACGCCGUUUGAAUAUCUCACCGCACGCCUUACUGGAUUCGUAAAUGGGAUCCAGGCCGCAGGGGGCACUGUCAGUGAUGAAUUGCUACAAAAGGAGGCCCGCUGUAUCAUGUACGGAGACGACGACCCGUGGAAUCAAACGGCAGCAGAUAACCCUGAAUGGCUGAAGCUAUUCAAAGAGGGAAUGGGACUUUGUGCGGCAUCAGGUCCACCACAGUCCCUUGGCAGUGAAGACUACAGCUUUUGUCUCCCAUGGUCAGCCGGCCAAUGGGAGCCGUUUAAUGCCACUACCAAUCCAAUUUCUCAAGAUUCUUCAGAACCGAUGUUGAACGAAUGGAUGAGUUGGGCAUGGCAUAGCCCAGAGUGCCUCGUCGAAUAUAGACAAAGUAAUAUGGCGGCGGGCUCCUCUAGGCCGACUGGGAAAAAAGGGAGUUAG